AUGGCGUCUACUUGCCAGGGAAGGCGCAGUCCGCUCUCCUGCCUGCAGGACGGUCAAGCUGACUGGCGUCCAGCUCUACUCUCCUGGCAAGAGCUUCAGGACACAUUCCCAGUGACCUUCGAUGAUGUGCAUGUGAAAUUUAGCCAAGAAGAGUGGGCUUUGCUGGAACCUUCCCAGAAGCAACUCUACAAAGAUGUGAUGCUAGAGACCUGUAAAAACCUCACUGCUAUAGGCUACAAUUGGGAACACCAUAAUAUUGGAGAACAUUUUCAAAGUUCUACAAGUAAUAAAAGGCAUAAAAGAACACACACAGGAGAGAAGUCUUAUAAAUGUAAUCAAUGUGGUAAAGGCUUUGCAACAAACAGUCAUCUCACGCGGCAUAAAAGAACACAUACUGGAGAGAAACUUUAUGAAUGUAACCAGUGUGGUAAAGCCUUUGCACAAAACAGUGAUCUCAAACGGCAUAAAAAAACACACACUGGAGAGAAACCUUAUGCAUGUAAUGAGUGUGGUAAAGCCUUUGCACAAAUCAGUACUCUCUUAAGCCAUAAAAGAACACACACUGGAGAGAAACCUUAUGAAUGUAACCAGUGUGGUAAAGCAUUUGCACAAAACAGUACUCUCUUAAGCCAUAAAAGAACACACACUGGAGAGAAACCUUUUGAAUGUAAUGAGUGUGGUAAAGCCUUUGCAAAAAGCAGUAUUCUCUUAAGCCAUAAAAGAACACACACUGGAGAGAAACCUUAUGAAUGUAACCAGUGUGGUAAAGCCUUUGCAGAAAACAGUACUCUCUUAAGCCACAAAAGAACACACACUGGAGAGAAACAUUAUGAAUGUACCCAGUGUGGUAAAGCCUUUGUACGAAACAGUGCUCUCAUAAGCCAUAAAGGAACACACACUGGAGAGAAGCCUUAUGAAUGUAACCAGUGUGGUAAAGCCUUUGCACAAAACAGUGCUCUCAUACAGCAUAAAAGAACACACACUGGAGAGAAACCUUAUGAAUGUAACCAGUGUGGUAAAGCCUUUGCACAAAUCAGUACUCUCUUAAGCCAUAAAAGAACACACACUGGAGAGAAACCUUAUGAAUGUAACCAGUGUGGUAAAGCCUUUGCACAAAUCAGUACUCUCUUAAGCCAUAAAAGAACACACACUGGAGAGAAACCUUAUGAAUGUAACCAGUGUGGAAAAGCCUUUGCAGAAAACAGCAAUCUCAUACGGCAUAAAAGAACACAUACUGGAAAGAAACCU
Molecule: messenger RNA, 1248 nt
Organism: Meriones unguiculatus (Mongolian gerbil)
Lineage: Eukaryota; Metazoa; Chordata; Mammalia; Rodentia; Muridae
Product: zinc finger protein 431-like
Exons: 4
Biological process (GO): regulation of transcription by RNA polymerase II
Molecular function (GO): DNA-binding transcription factor activity, RNA polymerase II-specific; RNA polymerase II cis-regulatory region sequence-specific DNA binding
Source: RefSeq, a predicted model, not a curated record